ACGACCAAGACACAAAAAAUCCAAGUUCAUAACAACUAAAGAGGAACUCAGUCGAAUACGGUUAUCUCGACAUAAAAUUGAAAGAUGGUGCCACAUGCCAUACUUUAAAAAAGUUGUUGUUGGUUGUUAUGUGAGAAUUGGUAUUGGUAACCAUGAAGGUCGUCCAGUUUAUAGGGUUGCAGAAGUCGUCGAUGUUGUGGAGACAGCAAAAAUCUACCAGCUUGGCACCACCAAAACAAACAAGGGGCUGAAACUAAGGCAUGGAGGAGCCGAGCGUGUUUACCGCUUGGAGUUUGUCUCCAACCAAGACUUCACAGACACAGAGUUUACCAAGUGGAAAGAUGCCAUGGAGCUGGGAAACCACCAGCUGCCAACUCUGGAUGACAUUCAGAGAAAGGAAGACGAUAUUAAACAAGCUCAUGAUUAUAAAAUGAAGGAUAAAGAUAUAGAAGAGAUAGUUGCAGAAAAACAGAAGUUCCGGAAAAACCCACACAAUUAUGCUGUCAGAAAAACAUCUAUCAUGAAAGCCAAGGAGCAGGCUGACCUUGAUGGAGAUCAAGAAAAGUCAGUAAAGUUGGCUCAAGAACUGGAAGAUUUAGAAGAAAGAGCCCAAGAGCUUGACAGACGGCGAACUUCAAAUAUUAAUUCAAUAAGUUACAUCAACCAGAGGAACCGGGACCGUAACCUGGUUGAAGCAGAGUCCGCCCUGAAAGCUGAGGUUGCCGAGAUGAGAAAUGCCACAGCUGACCCUUUCACUCGCCGUCAGUGUCGGCCAACUAUCGUGACAAGGGAAUCCACAACGGCAGCAGCUGCAGGUAUCCCUGGUUCUCUGCUAGUCCCCACAGCAAAGUCCAUGAAUGCAGAUGCAGUUCUGGUAAGUGAAUUAAAGUUAAAGUCGAGAGGAUCGACUUCAUUGUACCGUUCGGGUGGCAGAGCAGAUAUUACAGAGAGACGUACGUCUGAUGACCUCUUUGCUGUCCAUGACUUUGAUAUUAAAAUUGAUCUUGAUGUUCCAUCUGGAG
Molecule: messenger RNA, 1022 nt
Organism: Candidula unifasciata
Lineage: Eukaryota; Metazoa; Mollusca; Gastropoda; Stylommatophora; Geomitridae
Source: the annotation of a GenBank genome assembly